Coffea arabica (coffee) is the source of this 888-nucleotide messenger RNA. NCBI's taxonomy places the organism in Eukaryota, Viridiplantae, Streptophyta, Magnoliopsida, Gentianales, Rubiaceae. The record is from RefSeq and is a predicted model, not a curated record.
AUGGGCUGUGGUGCUUCAACAUUGGGUGACAAUGGCGCUGUCAUGCCGGUUAAGGCACGGCCUCUCUUCCUCCAUCGGUUUGAGGAAUUCAAGAAACGAAGACAUUCCCAGGCAUUUAAAGGCACUACGCCUUCGAAGAAAGAAUUGCUAUUGGCAGAUAAGGAAGAAGAUCAAAGCGGUUCAACAAAACAGGAUUUAUCUAACAAGGCCGGGAAAGACUCAUUUUUACAUGAUGAAACCGGUAGCUGUGUCACGUCUGAGGGCUCAAAAGGGGGAUCACCAGACAGACUGACGAAAGAAGACUCCGAAAAAGAGGACGCCAGCAAGAAAGAUGUAUGUUCUGAGGAGGAUAUCUCAAGAGAAAAGGGUAAUUUGGAAGAAAAUGAAGGAAGAUCAAUUGAACCAUUGGCCAAAGAUGAGGCCAAGGUUGAACGUGUCAUGGAUGGAGAUGUUAAAAAAGUGGAAGAGGUCGAAGAUCAUGAGGAUGAUGAUCACGACGACGACGACGACGACGUUGAUGAUGAUGGAAGAAUGAUCAGAAAUCAUGAGGAUGAUCUCUUCUUUCCAGGCUCCCCAAGUUUCAGAGUGUACUUUGUAGAUAAAACAAAAGACAACAAAGAUGAAGGAGUGGAUGAUCAUUUAACAGAUGUGGCUCCAACUGAUGAUGAUUCCGUCCCGUCAAAGCAACUGCCCGUGGCUGAGGCAUCGAAGAAAGGGAAGAAAAGGAGGAGUUUCAAGAAGGUUUUACCAACUGGUAAACAAGCAAAGAACAUGUUCAAUGUCCGAGCAUGCAUGUCAUCCAACUCCAUCACGACCGAACCCACUUGCUCCCUGCAAAAGCUCAAGCAUGAUUUUUCUAACUGGGAAAAGAUUGGUACAUUACACUAA